UAUUUCACCGGAACGCCGUCCGCCAUUUGUUGUCAUGUAACAGAAUCAUAGUGUUUGUUAACUCCUGAGAAUACCUGAGCCGGUAGGAUCGAGGACGCGAAUAUCUUUGGAAUUCGAUCGGUAUUAUCUGUAAAACGAUAAGCGAGAUAUAUGUCUGUGAAACGGAUAAUAUAUGUUAUGAAUGUGGAAGAGGUGUUACUUUACUUUAACAAGUUAACCGCCUAACCUGGUUAGGGGGUUGAUGAGGUCAGGACAGUGGUUGAGGUGUUUUGUUAGGUGCCUGAAUAUAUAUAGAGAGAGAGAUUUAUUUUGUCUUCAUAACAGUCAGCUGAUCGUAAGGAAACUGGCAUCAUGCCGUGUGAUCAGAGGGACACGGACAUUUCGGGGAAUACCGAUCUGUACUCACACAAGUAGGACCUAAUAUUUGUUUUCAAAGUGGAAUUGUAUUUUUGCUUGUUGAGUAUUCAGAUAACCUAUUUUAUCGUAUUUAGGCGAACAUAUUAGCUAAUCAAAAGAUCUCACAACAACAAUUUGACUAUAAUUAGAAUAGAAAAUAACCUAAUAUUCUCGAAGCAGUCAUGUCGGACUACACACAGAGGUCUCUGCCUUUUUGUCGGCGGCUGAGUUACGCUGUGGGACACUUUCUGAACGAUCUGUGUGCGUCCAUGUGGUUCACCUAUCUACUGGUGUACUACCACUCCGUGCUGGGCUUUCAGAACACCUAUGCAGGUGUGUUACUGCUGGUGGGGCAGAUAGCAGACGGGGUCUGCACACCCCUUAUCGGCUACGAGUCGGACCGGACGCCGGGCUGUGGGACGUACGGCAAGAGGAAGACAUGGCAUUUAGUGGGUACGGUCAGUGUGCUGAUGUCCUUUGCGUUCAUCUUUAAUCAGUGUCUGGGGUGUGACCAGUACACCUCUCAGUGGGUCAGCCUGACGUACUUCAUCCCGUUCAUCAUCAUCUUCCAGUUCGGCUGGGCUGCCACGCAGAUCUCACACCUGUCACUCAUCCCUGAGCUGGUGUCCUGCGAACACGCCAAGGUGGAGCUCACCGCUUACAGGUAUGCGUUUACAGUGAUGGCCAACAUAACAGUGUAUGCUGUGGCCUAUCUGCUGUUCCACUUCCAGACCGGAUCAGACGAGGACCCCUCUCUCACCGAGACCCUGGGGCCCAUAGAUAUCCCUAUAUUCAGGAACCUGAGCCUCAUCGUGCUGGGUAUCGGUGCCCUUUUCUCUGUCCUCUUCCACCUGGGCACACGGGAAGAGAAGGGGGGAGCAGGGGAAGAGAAGAGGGAGGAGGAGGAUGAUGAUGAAGAGGAAGGAGAGCGUCGGCCCCUCAUCCCUCGCCCUCAGGGUGCCACCCCUGUCCAGUCGCUGCUGAGGUGGAAAUGCUGGCUGAAACAACCUUCCUUUUACCAGGUAGCGUUUCUCUACAUGUCCACCAGACUGAUAGUGAACCUGUCUCAGACUUACAUCUCCAUGUAUCUUACCAACACUCUCAUGCUGCCAAAGAAAUACAUUGCUACUAUUCCCCUGGUGAUGUACGUCAGCGGCUUCGCUUCCUCUUUCAUCAUGAGGCCUAUCAGCAAACUCAUCGGCAAAUGUAUGACCUACUUCGUGGGCCUGCUGCUGAUCAUGGCCUUCUCUUAUUGGGUGUUGGUAGACGACCAGAUGGGUGACCAGAUCUACGGGGCGUCCGUCCUUCUAGGGGUGGGGUCAGCUACCAUCCUGGUGAUGUCACUCUCCAUGACCGCUGACCUCAUCGGGGACCAGACGCAAAGUGGAGCGUUUGUUUACGGGGCGAUGAGCUUCACUGACAAGGUGGCCAACGGAGUAGCUGUUAUGAUGAUACAGACUCUACACCCCUGCCAUACUCAGGUCUGCUGUCCAGCGUGUGUGUGGUACUACCACUAUGUCAUGGUCAUAGCAACAGGAGGCGUGGCCGUCGUUGCAGCUCUCAGUCUCUGUACCAUCCUUGUCUGGCCUAUCGGGAUCGUCCGCCAGACAGACGUGAAGAACAUAGACAAUCCUAACUACGAUUGGGUGGUUCCAGUGGGGCGGGGCCAGGGUCUGCCUUACAUCACAGGUCUGAUGGGCAGCGAGGAUCAGGACAUCUCUGAGGACAACUCUUACCAGCCUAGACCAACGGUCAACUAAGGAACUACUGCUGGUAGAGGUAUGGUGGACAGGGUUAACUGGACCCUGCUCUACUGAAGUAGAGACCAGGACCAGGGCUCUACUGAAGCAGAGACCAGGGCUCUACUGAAGCAGAGACCAGGGCUCUACUGAAGCAGAGACCAGGGCUCUACUGAAGCAGAGACCAGGGCUCUACUGAAGCAGGGGCCAGGGCUCUACUGAAGCAGGGGCCAGGGCUCUACUGAAGCAGGGGCCAGGGCUCUACUGAAGCAGGGACCAGGGCUCUACUGAAGCAGGGACCAGGGCUCUACUGAAGCAGGGACCAGGGCUCUACUGAAGCAGGGACCAGGGCUCUACUGAAGCGGAGACCAGGGCUCUACUGAAGCGGGGACCAGCCAGUCCCACGUAUCCCUGGGUGAAUAACCACUGCAGAACCCAGCUUCUCUCUUCAGGGAUUAUAGUUUAGCUCUGUGGCCUCUCCAGGACCUCUCCAAGACUCACUCAGGCAUCUUAAACUCUCAGCUGGAACAACAAACAUUUAGACAGAGAAGUAAUCUCACCGGAGUGUUCACAAACAGCCAAGUGGACCAGCAGUAGUUCCUCUGAACUGAAAGAAUCAAAAUACUUUUCUUCUGGACCUGACCAGUAGCUGUUCUGUUCUGUAGGUGAGUUGGGUGGAACAGUAGCCAUCAGGUCCCAUUUCUACUAUAGAUCAAAACGUUGCUAUGCUGUCACAGAGUAAAUGGUCAUUUAGCAGAGUAUCGGUCAAUACAGUGAACACUAUUACUGUCAACAUGAGGGAGGCUAUACAGUAACAGUCCAUUCGCUCUCUCGCUCUCUCUCGCUCUCUCUCGCUCUCUCUGUUUCUCUCUCUGUUUCUCUCUCUGUUUCUCUCUCUGUUUCUCGCUCUGUUUCUCGCUCUGUUUCUCGCUCUCUCUGUUUCUCGCUCUCUCUGUUUCUCGCUCUCUCUGUUUCUCGCUCUCUCUGUUUCUCGCUCUCUCUGUUUCUCGCUCUCUCUGUUUCUCGCUCUCUCGCUCUCUGGCUCUCUCAAUCAGCACCUUCUCACAGUCAUACUGCGGUUGAUUCAGUCGGUUCAUUCGGCCGGUUGCUUUGGCCGGUCGGUCCAGUCGGUCGGUCGGUUCAACAGUGCCUAUAUGAUUGAGUAUAUAUAUCUACACUGAUACACAUGGAUCCAGAAGACUUACAUACCACUCUUGAGAAAAGUCCUAAUAAUACACUAUUAUACCAUCUGUUGUGAAUGUCCCAAAACAAAUACUGAUUACAGCCCGCUGGGCAUACACUGGUUGAAUCAGCGUUGUUUCCACGUCAUUUCAAUGAAAUUACAUUGAACCAAUGUGGAAUAGACGUUGAAUUGACGUCUGCCCAGUGGGAGGUGCCAUGUCAAUCGGGAAAAGCUUUUGUUUUGAGGUACGUUCUCUUUGUAAAUGUAGUUAUUGUGUGUUUUUACUAGAGUGUUGGGAACAUUUAAUUCCAGUGGUAAUCAUUAGUGUUGUAGUAAUAAUACCACAUUGUGUUGCUUUAAACUAAAUCAUGUUGUGUGUUUUUGAUUACAUGUUCUAGUGUAAAUUAAUGUUGCAAGUAAAAUAAGGAUUUGUGGGGGCAUUUAUUAAAUGAAACGAAUCAGGAUUUAAGCAGUAGCCAAUGUGAAAAUGGAUACUUUGCAAUAUGGAUAAACUGAAUGGAAUUUAUACUGAGCAAAAAAUAUAAACGCAACAAUUUCAACCAUUUUACUGAGUUACUGUUCAUAUGAAUUUAUUAGGGACCUAAUCUAUGGAUUUCACAUGACUGCGCAGGGGCAAAGCCAUGGGUGGACCUUGGCAAAGGAGAAAUGCUCACUAACAGGGAUGUAAACAAAUUGUGCUCAAAAUUAGAUAGAAAUAAGCUUUUUGUACUUAUGGAACAUUUCUGGGAUUUUUUGUUGUUGUUUUCAGUUCAUGGGACCAACACUUUACAUGUUGCGUUUUUUUAUAUUUUUGUUCAGUAUAUAUGAAUAGUAGAAUAUAUUUUCUGUUGAUAUUCCACUCAGGUUACUGGACAGAAAGAUGAUUCUACGUCUCAAACAAUAGAACUAGAAUCAUUAGAGUAUAAAUAAUUUUAAUUCUAUGGAGAAAACAUUUUUUUUGCACAGGGCAACUAGGAAACUGCCUUUAUAGGAAAACAUUUUAUUUUAUCUCUUGAGAAAUAUUUUUGUAUUCAUUUUGCUUUUUAUUUCCAAUAUAUUGCGAAGUGACUAAUUUUUUUUUUCUUUAUUUUUUUUUUCUUCCUACUGUUCAUAUCAUGCUCAUUCAUUGGGAAGUAUAUUAAACAUAUUUCAUACUACUCUCA
This is a messenger RNA of Salmo salar (Atlantic salmon), 4481 nucleotides long. Its product is annotated as major facilitator superfamily domain-containing protein 12. The record is from RefSeq and is a predicted model, not a curated record. NCBI's taxonomy places the organism in Eukaryota, Metazoa, Chordata, Actinopteri, Salmoniformes, Salmonidae. Gene Ontology annotation, molecular function: symporter activity. Gene Ontology annotation, biological process: pigment metabolic process involved in pigmentation; carbohydrate transport; regulation of melanin biosynthetic process. Gene Ontology annotation, cellular component: plasma membrane.